AAAUUAAAUUUAGUUUUACCCGAAUAACCUAUAAGCGUGAAUGAAAAUUACCAUAUCUGAAUUAGCUUUGGCAUUCAUUAUAAUAAUUAUAUUUUAAAUUAAUAUACAAUUUUACAUCCCAAAAUGUUGUUACGAUCAAUUCGAUUUACAAGUGAAAUAUUGCAACCAGGCAAGAUAGAAUUGUCUUUCAGUGCAGGAAUCAAGUACUUUCCUCCACCAAAAAAUUAUGAUGAUAUUGAAAUACCUGAACGGCAAAGGCUUCGAGUAUAUGAUAAAGUUCCUAUGUAUCCAUCAAACUUAAAACCUCCAAAAAUGCAAAAGAGGCUCAGGUACAUGAGGGGUCCAGAACAAGUGCAUACUACUUUGCAGCUUAAACAAUAUGGAGUUGUUGCGACAGGCGGAGGAAGGUUGCGAUUUGAGCACUUUGAAAUGGCGCGUUUAGUAGUAGCUCGUAAGUUGGAUCAGAAGAGAAUGUUUGCCAUCUGGAGAGUGGAUCCUCCAUGGCAGCCAGUCACAAAGAAAGGCCAAGGACAACGGAUGGGUGGAGGCAAGGGGGCCAUUGACCAUUACGUAACUCCUGUAAAGGAAGGCAGAGUCAUUUUGGAAGUUGGUGGAAAGUGUGAAUAUGCUGAGGUGUACCAAAUGUUGAAAAUAGUUGCCGAGCGAUUGCCCUUCGCGGCGAUACCAGUCUCGCAGGAGAUCAUGGAGCAGAGAGCAGAAAACGAGAAGUGGAAGGAGGAAAAUAAUCAAAAUUAUUACACGAUGAAGUACAUCAUACAGAACAAUAUGGGCGGUUGCCAUAAAAUGCUGUCGCCUUUUGACCACAAGUGGUACGGCAAAUAUUUGUAAUUUAGUAGUCAUUAGAUAUUUUACUAGUUGAAUAUAUAUGUGUUAUGUAAAUAGA
Molecule: messenger RNA, 904 nt
Organism: Amyelois transitella
Lineage: Eukaryota; Metazoa; Arthropoda; Insecta; Lepidoptera; Pyralidae
Gene: mRpL16
Product: large ribosomal subunit protein uL16m
Exons: 6
Coding region: 124-849 (241 amino acids)
Biological process (GO): mitochondrial translation
Cellular component (GO): ribosome; mitochondrial large ribosomal subunit
Molecular function (GO): structural constituent of ribosome; rRNA binding
Source: RefSeq, a predicted model, not a curated record